Lingula anatina is the source of this 1506-nucleotide messenger RNA. Its product is annotated as large ribosomal subunit protein mL38. The record is from RefSeq and is a predicted model, not a curated record. Gene Ontology annotation, cellular component: mitochondrial large ribosomal subunit. NCBI's taxonomy places the organism in Eukaryota, Metazoa, Brachiopoda, Lingulata, Lingulida, Lingulidae.
GUAGCAGCUUAUGGUCAAACCUGUUCACCGAUACUACGUGCAAAUGGCUACCUCGGUCACGUUUUCGCUUUCAACGCGUUUAGUACAGAGACAUUUGUCAUUAAGGUGCAGAGUCGACCAAAUAAGAUGGAGAACACGACAGCAUAAUCUUCCUAUUCGUAAACGUAAACGCAUGACAUAUCUUAAAAGACCUGGUAUACCGCCAGAGAUAGCGCCAACUCUAGAGAUGCGGUUGGCCGACUUCCAUAAAAGUGCACUACCAGUGGAAGAGAUAGACAUUGGUUUGCCAGAUACCACUGGUCCUGUGAAGCAUAGGCCAUCCAAUAAGGAAUAUGUUGAAUGGACAAAGAACAAAAGACAGUAUGAAGAUGAAGCCAGACUUAGAACAUUGGAGAUACCACUAUCAGAGGUCCAGAGUGAAUGGGAAAAAAUAAGUGGUCCAGACUUCUCUGUUACCAUGGCAAGGCAUUACAAUAUAUUCAAAGAUUUGUUUGGCCCAGUUUAUUUCACCCCGAGAGUUCCCCUGGACAUUUUCUAUGAGCUGGAUUCAGAAGAUGUGGCACCUGUUUACUGUGGCAACAGGAUAGCAGCCUCAGAGUCUGGCCAGGCCCCCGUGGUCCAGUUUGAUGCCCCUGAGGACACACUGUGGACCCUGGUGAUGACCAGUCCUGACGGUCACUUGCAGGACAACACUGCUGAGUGUCUCCAUUGGUUUGUAGGUAAUAUUCCUGGAGAACAAGUAGAUAAAGGGGAGUCCAUAUGUGAUUACCUUCCCCCCUUUCCUCCCAAUGGUACAGGGUACUUGCGCUAUGUUUUUAUUCUCUAUAAACAAGACAAACUUAUGGACUACAGCUUGGAGAAGAGACCACAGAACUGCCGCAGUCUCAAGGAGAGAACAUUUAGCACAUUCAAGUUUUAUCAGCGCCAUGAGGAUUACAUGACACCUGCAGCCUUCCUGUUCUUCCAGUGCUGCUAUGAUAGCAGUGUGAGAGACGUGUAUCAUCAUAUACUGAACAUGAAGGAGCCAUCCUAUGAGUACGACUAUCCCCCUGCCUACCGCCCAAAGCAAGUCAAGUAUCCACACAGAGAACCAUUUAAUUUCUACCUGGACAAGUACAGGGAUAUAAAGGACAUUAAUGAACAGGUUUUAGUAGAAAAACUCAAAGUCAUAUCACCAUUUGAGCAGUACAAACCUAAGAAAUACCCUUUCAUGUACCCAUACAAAAGCAAGCAGUCUUGGCAGCGGCUGGAAGCACAGAACAAGGUUCUACACAAGGGAAAAUGGAAGGACUUUGCAUGAUUUUUAUUUCAAAAUUAAAGGAAAACAUGAUCUUACAAAGAUAUCAUUCAUAAGGAGGGAGUAAGCAGAUCAGUGAAAAACUACUAGAGAAGCAGGGAUGCCAAUUUUACAUUCUGCAAUUCUUGUGUUUGUCUACAUAAAAACUGCUCAGUCAUGAAAAAUUAAUAUCAUACUUAAAUUUCAAAUAAACAUCAUGAGAAGUUGAA